UUCAGCUCUGCUGUCUGCGGUCACAUCUUGUUGCCAGAACUUCAGCGACGCGGUGACUCUGGAUAUUCACGCUCUGCGUCAUUUUCUUCCUUUAUUAUUGCGUUUUAUUUUGAAAAAAACAUCUCAACCGAGGUGCAGGUCCAGUGUCUUCACAUUUUUCAUCCUUGCUUGCAGCCAAAUUGGAGUCGCUUUUAGAUGCACUGAUCCACCAUCCGACGUUAAGACCUCUCAGCUUUAAGGAUAAGAUUCUUAUUUAAGAACAGUUAUAUAAUCAGGUAAAAAACAAAUACUGGUGCGCGCGUCUUUCUGGUGCGUUAUUUAUUUAUCCUUUUAUAUAUUCUGUGUUGUAGAAAAAGACUAUUCCCUAUCCGUGUUCAUGCCAGAUCUGCAGCGCUUUAGUUUUCCAUACCAUAGCAUGAAUCCUUUGUUGGGGGCCAACACGCAUCUCCUCCUCCAACAACAACAGCAGCAUCCUCAGCAGCAUCACAGUCCAGCUCCAGGACACCCGGACUCUCCAUCAGGCCUCCUGCCGGACAACAUCUUCGGUGGACAAGAGGACCCGACGUCCUUUUUGCUGGGUGAGCAUCAGCAGUACGGAUCUGGGCCUGAUUAUCAUCAUCCGGGUCCUGACUUCACCGCACCCUCACAGACCUCACCUUACCUCCAUCACCUCCACCACCAGAGUCCCUACCAGCACCCCCCUGCAGCCAUGGCUCUCAGAAACGACCUGGGAUCAAACAUCAGCGUCCUCAAAACUCUCAACCUGAGGUUCAGAUGCUUUCUGGCCAAAGUGCAUGAAUUAGAGCGAAGAAAUAAGAUUUUAGAGAAGCAGCUGCAGCAGGCGCUGGAUGCCAACAAGGGCUGUCAGAGUGGAUGCUGUGAGAGCAGCAGGGGUCACACCCAGGAGGCAGGUGUUCAGACUGGAUUUGUGGGUACCAUACCUCUCAGGCCUGGCUCUCUGCCCUUCCACAACACCAACAACUCAGCCAGGAGGCCUACAACACUGUUCACACCAUCAAGCCUCCACCAAACAGCUGCUGAGAACUAUAGUUCAACCCAAACCACCUGUAACCCAUCCAUCACCAUCAGCCAGGCCUCUCCCUGUGUGGACUCUCCUAGCUCUGGGUUCAAAACCUUCUCCACCACCACCAGCUCAGGUCCAGGGAGCUCCACCACCAACCCUCCUCCACGGUUCCUCCCAGGCAACAUCUGGUCCUACAACCACACCCGCAAGUAUGGCCCUGGAGCGGAGCGUCUGGCCAGCCCAGGGGCGUCCUGGGGGCACUCUGAUGGAGUCGGGGUCCAGAUUGACACCAUCACCCCGGAGAUAAGAGCCCUGUAUAAUGUCCUGGGCAAAGUGAAGAGGGAGAGAGAUGAGUAUAAACGCAGAUGGGAAGAAGAAUACACUAUGAGGGUGGAUCUGGAACAGAAAAUUACGGACCUAGAAGAGGACCUGCAGGAGAGCGAAGGCUGUCAGGACGAGCUGGCUCUCAGAGUUCAGCAGCUGAAAGCAGAGCUGGUUCUUUUCAAAGGCCUCAUGAGCAAUAACUUGUCGGAGUUGGACAGUAAGAUCCAGGAGAAAGCCAUGAAGGUGGACAUGGACAUCUGCCGCAGGAUCGACAUCACCGCUCGUCUCUGUGACGUAGCUCAGCAGAGGAACUGUGAAGAUGUGAUCCAGAUGUACCAGGUUCCUAACAACCAAUCAUCCCUAAACUGCCGCCGGAAACAAACUCCUCUCUCCAACGGGAGCGAGUGUGACGAACCUGUCAGCACCUCUGAAAGUGACGGGGCCAAAGAGGAAGACCACUGUGGCUCAUCAGCCAAUCAGAUCAAUGAGGAGAUGCAGAGGAUGCUGAACCAACUGCGUGAAUGUGAGUUUGAGGAUGAUUGCGACAGUCUGGCCUGGGAGGAGACUGAAGAGACGCUGCUUCUUUGGGAGGAUUUCCCAGGAUGCGGUCUGACCCCUGACCCCACCCACCCACCAGGAGAGCAGGAGGACUGUCUGGAAAAGGUGAUUAAUGACACAGAAUGUCUUUUCAAGUCGCGAGAGAAGGAAUACCAGGAGACAAUCGACCAGAUUGAGCUGGAACUGGCCACAGCAAAGAGCGACAUGAACCGACACCUCCACGAGUACAUGGAGAUGUGCUCGAUGAAGAGAGGCCUAGAUGUUCAGAUGGAGACCUGCAGGAGACUCAUCACACAGACUGGAGACAGCGUGUGUUUGUGUUUCUGUCUCAGUAACCCAGCGACGCCUGCUCCUGCUGAGGACGGUGACCAGAGAGAAAGCGACAGGUCCUCAUCCUCUCCACCUUCCUCUUCAAGCGCUGGGAGAUCUUGACACUUCCUCACUCCUGCAGCAACGGUGGCGGUGGUCAUGUGACCUCCACUGCAUCCAGCUACAGUACCACACUGACGCAGUACACACCUGUAACUAUGGCAACACCAUGUUUACAUACGAACCUCUUCAUUUACGCUUUUGGUCUGAGGAGACGUUUUAGCACUGAAACUGUUAUUGAGUCGCUGGAUUUUUGUCAUUACUGCUUCAUGCAGAUGUCACGGCCUUGCAGAGGGGAGAGGUCUUCUUAUAGUUGGACCUUGUCAUCUUGCGUUUGACAGCAGUAGUUAAAAAAAGUGAAUCUUAUAUUAGAUUGUCCUGUGAAGGUUCAGAAAGUUGAGGAUCCUGAAUUUAUUGUAAGUAAACAGGCUGAUGUCCUCGCAGUGCAGUGCUGCAGGCUACAGGAAAGCAUAGCGUGAUUAAUCAAGCAAAUACAUGUUGUAAGGUCACUAAACCCUCAUAAAAAACACACAAAUUUACAGGCCUGCAAUUUACUGAACAAACACAAAAAACAGGGAGCAUGAUAGUUUGAGUCUUGAAUUACUGUAACAAAGAUUGUCUUGGAGUGUAUUCCUGAGUUUGAUUGGUAAGUUUGAUAUCGAUAAUGAUGAGUUUGAGUCUUUAAAGUCUAAUAAGAUGUCAUGAUUCAGCAUUUUGCUGCCUUACAGCUGCAGAUUCAGAGCGUGCUAUCUAUCUGUGUAGUAACAGAUUAAACCACAGGCAAUGCAAACCUUAAGGCAUAAAUAAAUAUUAACAUCUGUGCUUUAUUUAGCAAAACAUAAAGUGGAAAAAUUAUUUUAGAAAUAACCAAAACAUCAGCUGUGGAGCAGCAGAGCUGUGUCUCUGAAUAUCAACACAACAUGCCUCCUCCCUCUUGCCAAUAUGAGUUCAUACUUUGCUAAGCCCUUCCCUGGUUACUGUUGCUAGGCCUGUCAAGCUUUGGCAACCGCCAUGUCAAUAUGGCAUUUUCAACGAUAUCAGUGAGAGAUAUUCAAAAGGAAAUGAUGGCAGAUUUCUGGAAUAAUCGUUCUGAAAUAUCAGAGAGAACUAGACAGAAAGGACUGCAAUAUGCAUUUGAGAGCUACAUUCACAGUAAAAGCAAAUUUGUCGGCGGAGUAUUGUGAAUGAAGAGGCUGUUAAAAUCGAGAGAAAAGCUCACCGGUCCCAAUGCAAGCGUCAGACACCCCACAUCUUGACAACUCACGUGAAGGACAAACAUAUAUAGGAACAACAAUGUUCCUGCAUAGUCAAUAUACUGUUUGUUUCAAGCUAAGUUGAUGUUUAGUUAUGACUCCCUAUAGCUUUCAUUAUCUAAUAUAAAUCUAAAUGAUCCCGCUUAUCCAUUUGUUUAAAGCACGCCAGGAUAUUGCUCGCACAUCGUGGGCUUGAUCCAUACAUUGGAUCUCAUAAAUUAAUAAUAAUGAUUAAUAUUCAACUGUCUUUGUUUGGUAACUUGCUAAGCUAGCCAACUCAGCGUCUUACCUUGGAGCAAACGAAGGAGUUUUUGUUGAUCUUUGAUGGAUUCAGCUGUGAGUGAGGUCAUUCACACUGUUUAAUCCAUAUCCGACAUCGCUUCUUUUGCGGUUCCAUACACAUCGCUGACCACAGCGCCUGGUUACGGUUGCUAACGUAGGAUUGGACAGAGCAGUUCUAGGGAGGGGCUUAGCGAGGGGCCAAUUAGGUACAAUCCUGAAAACAGUAAAAAUAAAGUUUUGGUGGUCUGCCAUAAUUACAAUUCACCUAUUUAUCUGCUGUGAAUUACCUGAAUCCAAACUGUAUUUUAUGGAAGAAAUCCAUUGUAAACAGUUUAACCACUGCUGAUGUACUUUGGAUUUCCUGGCGCACCUAGAGGCAACAUUUCAUUAUUUUAACAGCACUUACAACAUCGUCAGUAGGCAUCAGCAUCAUUAUGGUGUCAGGCUUAUUGCCGUUUCACACUAAGCACGGAUUUUCGUCUGAAGAAAUUGCACAAAAAUGUAUAAAAACAGAUUUUAUGGGUUCUGGUGAAUGCUGCACACCCCUAAGGAACAUUUGUGCGGGGGAAAAAAUAUUCGGACGGACCUCAAUUUUAGCGAAUAUAUGGAACGGGGCUAGCCACAUCAUCUAGCGUUAGCAUUAAAAUUUGGGGUUCGAUUAACUUAUGUAUUGUAUAGUUAAUGUUAACCCCUUAGACGUUCUCUCUCUGGAUUGUUUUUUGUUGUGUGGAGAGUGGACACAGGCACUAUUUAGGAGGGAACUCAUCGGGCCUCAUUCACGAAACGUGCGUAAGUUUACAGUCAGCAGCUGGUGUGCGUAGUGGCAGAUUUUCCGUAUUCCAGCACCACAUUUUUGCAUCGUACUGGUGAGAAACGGCUUUUACAAUGAGCAACACUACAACCCUCAUACAGAGAAAUCCAUCCUAGAACAGCCACCAACAUCAAUUUGUCAGUGGGAAUUGUUGAAAAUGUAAUUACAAAGUGAAUAACUAAGUAGAGCACAUAAAAGGUCAUUUACAACAUUUCAUAACAAAACAAAAAAAACAUCUGAAAUGCAUGAACAUCACAGAUAAAACUGUUAAUGGUGCUUCAUAAGAAACCCAAAGUUGCAGGUGACAACAGAGAAGGAUGUUGUCGGUGUCAGAGGAAAGGAUGUGUGUAGUCACAGUCUCUGUCUUGUGCAGUUAAGAAUUAAAGUUCAGUCUGCACCCUCUUGAAGCUGAUCUGGAGUCAGUGUUGGCUCUUCAUUCUGCUCUGACAAUAAAAGUACUGUGUGUUAAAGUG
Messenger RNA from Sebastes umbrosus (honeycomb rockfish), 5094 nucleotides. RefSeq names its product intermediate filament family orphan 1b (gene iffo1b). The transcript is spliced from 9 exons. The coding region runs from base 377 to 2338 and encodes 653 amino acids. The record is from RefSeq and is a predicted model, not a curated record. Lineage: Eukaryota; Metazoa; Chordata; Actinopteri; Perciformes; Sebastidae.